Punctularia strigosozonata HHB-11173 SS5 is the source of this 1531-nucleotide messenger RNA. RefSeq lists its product as uncharacterized. The record is from RefSeq and is a predicted model, not a curated record. The transcript has 2 exons. The coding region runs from base 147 to 1472 and encodes 441 amino acids. Lineage: Eukaryota; Fungi; Basidiomycota; Agaricomycetes; Corticiales; Punctulariaceae.
CGCGUCGCUCUUUUACUCGGUCGGCUCGCGCUCAACGUCCACUACGCAUGCGAACAUAGCACGGUCACCAUCUGCGGCUGCGCGCAAUUUGCAGCGGCGGUACCUGCUACUUCGCGACCCGGCGUACUCACACAGUGACGUUUUAGAUGCCGCUGCUUGAGCUCAAUCUCGAACUCCUCGAUCACAUAUUCGGCCUCCUAUCCCGGCGAUCUCUCUGCGAUCUGGGAUCGACGUGUCACACGGCCCGCUGGUUAGUCCUCCCCGCGCUGCUCCGCGACGUGACGCUCGUCAGCGACCACCAAGCUCGCCAAUUCUGCGAAUUCGUCCUCGCCGGACGUUCCGCCCGCGCAGCCCUCAUCCGCUCCUUCACGAUCGAAGAUCCCGCGUUCUUGACACUUCACCUCAACGAUGUCGGUUUCCCAACCCCUUGCGGCGUGAUCGACUGCGCGCCCAAGCUCGCGGUCGUACUCGAGAAUGCUUGCAACAUUACCUCGCUUCGCCUUGGGAAGCUGGAUAUGCUCAUUUUGCAGGAACCACGUAUACAAACGGCUUUGCAAGCGUGUCGCACUCUCUUGGACAUUGCUUUCAGCGAUGUUGGACCACGAGCGAUGAGGGCCAUGAAGAACAUGUGCGGUGUACGACGGGCGCGGCUCGCAGUGACCGGCUGUUCUGAUAUUCCUGCACUCCUCCAACCCUUCCGUUCGUCACUGGAAGAUGUCUUGAUCGCUUCUCCUGGCACAGAGUUCAUAUCCAUAGCCCCGAACACGACCUGGCCCAACGUACACACCCUACGGGUCCCUCAUACCGCUCUUUCUCGUCCACAAAUCGUUUGCGCCUUCCCCCGCCUCAGGCACUUAGGAGUGGGCGUCUAUCAGCGCUUGUACGGGCCGAAAGACGUCCCUGAUGAUGUGAACUGGGCACAUCUGGAAUCCGCGGAAGGAGACGCGAUCGCACUGCGAAGUCUCCCUCUGACUUGUCCGGUGCGCAGGAUAUCCGCGCUCGUAUACGAGACCGAGGAGUCGAGGGCCGCGCUGCUAGACGUCCUACAAGCGACUCGGCCUGCGGUUCUGUGCUGUACGGUCGUCCCAUCCAUGUCGGAGGAAUUCUUCGUGCAGAUAAGCCGACGGUCGCCUGGCAUCCGCGCACUUGAGCUCAGCUUAUCGGUGUUUGCGGUAGGAAGCGACGAGGAAUUCGUGACGCUGCUGGCUCAACUGGCCACAUCCCUUGCGCACCUCAGGAUCCACUAUCUGUGCCUAGCCAGAGAACUGGGACUAGAUCCGCCUGCAUUAACCUCCGAGUUCAAGGAGACCGUCGCGCGGUCGGUGCAGUCGUUGAAAUACUUGGAGGAGCGUCAUUCGGCGGAAGGAACAUUCUGGGAGGUGGUGCGAGGCACGACUGGGAACGAGGUUACUCUGCGGGAGAUGCAGCCAGCGGAUGGACGGCGGAUACGAAGCCAAUGGUUCCAGCAUUGAGAGGACGCGGUGUAUUAUUUAUAGAACGAAGUGUUGCCUGAUCUCAACGUCAUGAUUUU